Messenger RNA from Spirometra erinaceieuropaei, 2382 nucleotides. The record is from the annotation of a GenBank genome assembly. NCBI's taxonomy places the organism in Eukaryota, Metazoa, Platyhelminthes, Cestoda, Diphyllobothriidea, Diphyllobothriidae.
AUGGAUCUCCUGACUGCGCUCUUCCAGGAGAUGUGGCGUCAAGGUGAAGUCCCGCAAGAUUUCAAGGACGCAACUAUCGUGCACCUAUACAAGCGCAAAGGGAAUCGCCAAGUCUGCGACAACCACCGCGGCAUUUCCCUACUGAACAUCGCCGGGAAGAUCUUCGCUCGCAUCCUACUCAACCGCCUCAACAACCAUCUGGAACAGGGCCUUCUGCCGGAAAGCCAAUGCGGCUUCCGUCGUCAUCGUGGGACCACGGAUAUGAGCUUCGCAGCCCGCCAACUUCAGGAGAAGUGCCAGGAGAUGCGGACCCACCUGUACUCUACCUUCGUGGACCUGACGAAAGCCUUCGACACGGUGAAUCGUGAAGGACUGUGGAAGAUUAUGCAGAAAUUCGGCUGUCCGGAGCGAUUCACUCUGAUGGUGCGUCAGCUGCACGACGGUAUGAUGGCGCGAGUCACGGACAACGGAGCUGUCUCAGAGGCAUUCGCAGUGACCAACGGAGUGAAGCAGGGCUGUGUGCUGGCGCCUACCCUCUUCAGUCUCAUGUUCUCUGCCAUGCUGAUGGACGCCUACCGCGACGAACGCCCUGGAAUCCGCAUCGCCUAUAGAACGGACGGUCAUCUCCUGAAUCGCCGGCGCAUGAACUUCCAAUCGCGUGUAUCCACAGCCACCGUGCACGAACUCCACUUCGCCGACGACUGCGCCCUGAACACCACCUCCGAAGCGGAGAUGCAACGGAGCAUGGACCUAUUCUCCGCCGCCUGCGAAAACUUUGGGCUGGCUAUCAACACGCAGAAGACGGUGGUGAUGCACCCACCGCCGCCCAACUCAGCCACAGCCCCCAACGCGCCGCCGCAAAUCAACGUGAAUGGGACUCAACUGCAAGUGGUAGAGAACUUCCCGUACCUGGGCAGCACGCUCUCCCGCAACACCAAGAUCGACGACGAAGUCGCCAACAGGAUCUCGAAAACCAGUCAAGCCUUCGGUCGCCUAAACCACUUCCACCUCAGCUGUCUCCGCCGCAUCUUGAGGCUGAACUGGCAGGACCGCAUCCCCGACACCGAAGUGCUGGAACGGACGGGAAUUCUGAGCAUCUACUCCAUGUUGAGGCAAAUGCAGCUGCGCUGGAGCGGCCAUCUGGUGCGCAUGGACGACGAGCGACAACCCAAACGACUCUUCUACGGAGACGUCGUGACGGGUUCUCGUCGUCAAGGAGGCCAAAUUCGCCGUUACAAAGAUACUCUGAAGUCCUCCCUGAAGCGCUUGCACAUCAACCCGACCAACUGGGAAGAGCUCGCCCGCGAUCGUCCGACAUGGAGGAGAACAGUGAAGACGGGCGCUGCCAUCUACGAAGCCAACCGCAUCGCCGCCGCCAAAGUGAAACGUGAAGUCCGCAAAUCACAACUUCGCCCAAUACGCAACGCCGCCGCACAACCUCUCCCUACGUGUCCUCGAUGUCAACGGACAUUCCGGGCAGGAAUCGGACUUGUUGGACAUCUUCGAACCAACUGCACCUCUCGAACUGCUCCAGCCAUCGUCCCCGCGCCCGCCUCUUCCUCGUCCUCUCUUCCGCCAACUAACUCUGACACUCCUUCUGCACCACCACUUCCAUCCUCCUCCUUCUCCUCCACUGCCCCAGCGGUGGCCGUUCAGGCUGCCGUCUCACACAUCGCCAACCACGACACAGCAACCGCAACCACCCCCACCUGUCCUCACUGCGACCACACCUUCACCUCACACAAGGGCCUGGUCGGUCACUUGCGAAUCUAUCGCACAGAGACUGGUGAACCAGUGCCUGGAGCACCAACCUACACCCACCGCACUCGCCUCCACUGCCCACAAUGCCCUCGCACCUUCCGGCAUCGCAUGGGCCUAUUCGGCCACAUGCGCAUCCACGAGAGCGGAAUUGACCGCAGCCUUGACACACCCACCCCGCCGAGCCCCACUCCCAGUCCAUCACCUUGUGCACCCACUAACCACUCCCCAGUUGACAUCGACGCCACCGACCUUACCACCCCUCACUCCCCCCCUUCCUCCUCCACUUCCUCCUUCACUGCCACAACGACGGCCACUCCGGCGACUGUAGCGCACGGCUUCACCACAGCCGCACCUGACACAACAACAGGCACAACCCCUGCAACCUCCAUCAACAGAUGUGAGGGCGCGGACUACAUCUGCCCUCACUGCGAUCGCACCUUUACUUCACGCAUCGGCCUGGUCGGUCACUUGCGAAUCCAUCGCACAGAGUCUGGCGAACCAGUGCCUGGAGCACCAACCUACACUCACCGCACUCGCCUCCACUGCCCACACUGCCCUCGCACCUUCACGCAUCGCAUGGGUCUAUUCGGCCACAUGCGCAUCCACGACGACCUGCGGUAG